Molecule: messenger RNA, 1561 nt
Organism: Triticum urartu
Lineage: Eukaryota; Viridiplantae; Streptophyta; Magnoliopsida; Poales; Poaceae
Source: RefSeq, a predicted model, not a curated record
CCGCAUCCCCGCCUCCGAAGCACCAUCCCAUUCGCACCCGCCUCCAUAGGGAAUCAAUCUCUCUGCCGCCGCCGCCAUGCUCCGCCUCCAUGGCUGCAUCCUCGUGCGGCUCCUCUCUUCCCCCGCCACCUCUCAGGGCCCCCCUCUCCACCGCCCCCUCUCCGCGGCCGCCGCGCCCGGCGUUUCCCCAAACCCUAGCUUGGUCGUCGACGACUACCUCGUCUCCACCUGCGGCCUCACCCGACCCCAGGCACUCAAGGCCUCCGCCAAGCUCUCCCACCUCAAGUCCCCGUCCAAGCCCGACGUCGUCCUCGCCUUCCUCGCCGGCCUCGGCCUCUGCGGCGCCGACGUCGCCGCCCUCGUCGCCAAGGACCCGCUGUUCCUCUGCGCCAAAGUAGAGAAAACUCUAGCCCCCGUCGUCGUUGGGCUCACCGGCCUCGGCCUCUCGCGUACUGAGAUCGUGCGCCUCGUCGCGCUCUCCUUCGCCCACUUCUGUUCUAGGUCCAUUGUUUCCAAGUUGCGGUACUACCUGCUCCUAUUCGGCUCCUCGGAGAACCUCUUCCGGGUGCUCAAGCAAGGCUACCUCGCCGGCGCUGACAUCGAGGGGAUGGUCAAACCCAACGUCGCGCUCCUACGGCAAUGCGGGCUAGAUGAUUGCAAUAUCACCAAGUUGUCCCUCCGUGCGCGGGGUGUCCUGAGCAAUAAGCCAGAACGCGUCCGGGCGAUGGUGGCAUGCGCCGAAGGCCUUGGCAUGCCUCGUGGCUCGGGGAUGUUCAGGCACACGUUGGAUGCUGUCAGAUUCCUCAGCAAGGAGAAGAUCGCCGCCAAAGUGGCCUACUUGAAUAAGAUGUUCAGGUGGUCAGACGCUGAGGUGAGCAUUGUUGUGCGUAACGCUCUGUGUCUGCUGAGGAAGUCAAAGGAAUUACUGCAGCGCAGGUCUGAUUUCCUCAUCUCUGAGGUGGGGUUGGAACCUACCUACAUUGCUCAACGGUCAGUAAUUAUCAAUUACAAGCUGGAGGGCUGGAUCAAACCCAGGUACUACGUUGUAAAGUUUCUCAUGGAAAAUGGAUUGCUCAAGUGCAACCCAGGCUACUGCUAUACCGCUUUCAAGGUGAGAGAGAAGGUAUUCAUGGAGAAGUUCAUUUCCCCUCACACGGAAGUUGCGCCGCACCUCGCCGAAGACUAUGCAACAGCUUGUGAAGGGGUAGUGCCGGCUAGAUUCAGAUUUACAUGAACCAAGGACUGGGUUCUCACCAUGCCUGCGAAGCUGGUAAUUCACAUUAGUGCUUUUUGCCUAAAUAAAUGUUGGGUUUCUGCUGUAUUAUGUCUGCCACAUGCUGGUUUGGUUGUUGCCAAUGCCUAAGGAAACUGAUAAUUUAGUUCCUGAGCCUUCAGGUGUUAAUGUUGUCAUUAGGUAGACAAGAAAGCAUCGCUUACAAUCUCUGAAAUGAGAGCCAUGAAUAUAUUUGUCUUUCCGACAUCCAUUUAGGAUAAUGGAAACUGAAUAUGUGGGUAGACCAAUUUUCUUUUGAAACCAGAACCCAUGAACCAGAAAACAAAA